Molecule: messenger RNA, 968 nt
Organism: Vespula pensylvanica (western yellowjacket)
Lineage: Eukaryota; Metazoa; Arthropoda; Insecta; Hymenoptera; Vespidae
Gene: eIF3f1
Product: eukaryotic translation initiation factor 3 subunit F
Exons: 5
Coding region: 54-911 (285 amino acids)
Biological process (GO): translational initiation
Cellular component (GO): eukaryotic translation initiation factor 3 complex, eIF3m
Molecular function (GO): translation initiation factor activity; translation initiation factor binding; metallopeptidase activity
Source: RefSeq, a predicted model, not a curated record
ACAUAUGACGUUCCUUUUUCUUUCUACCCGGAUUAUUUUGUAUUAAAGUAACAAUGGCUCUUAAUUUAACUGUGAAAGUUCAUCCUGUAGUUUUAUUUCAAAUAGUGGAUGCUUACGAACGUCGAAAGGCAGAGUCUUUGCGUGUAAUUGGUACAUUAUUAGGAACUUCAGAAAAGGGAGUCGUUGAAGUAACUAAUUGUUUCUGUGUACCACAUAAAGAAUCUGAAAGUCAAGUAGAAGCUGAUCUUUCAUAUGGUGUAGAUCUGUAUGAUUUGAAUCAUAGGGUCAAUGCUCAAGAAAAUAUUGUUGGUUGGUGGGCAACGGGCAAUGAGGUUACUACUCAUUCGUCUGUUAUUCAUGAAUAUUAUGUACGAGAAUGUAAUAAUCCAGUUCAUUUAACAGUUGACACUACUUUAACAAAUACUACAAGGAUGGCAAUUAAGGCUUAUGUAUGUGUUCCAUUAGGAGUACCAAAAGGGAAACAAGGUUCUAUGUUUACACCAGUAAAAGUGCAGAUUACAUGUUAUGAACCUGAAAUUGUUGGCUUGCAAUUGUGUUCAAAGACACAAUUGCAGUCUCAUGUACCAGUACCUGGUGUUAAAGCUGGUGGGGGAAUAGAGCCAAUGAUGGAUCUUGCACAAAUUGCAGAAGCUAGUUCUAAAUUAUCCUUGAUGCUAGAACAAGUUCUUAAUUAUGUAGAUGAUGUUCUUGCUGGAAAGCAACCACCAGAUAAUCAAGUUGGUCGAGCUCUUUUGGACAUGGUACAUUCAGUACCAAAGAUGAGUAGUGAUCAAUUUGAUGAAAUGUUCAACAGCAAUGUAAAAGAUCUUUUGAUGGUAGUUGCAUUGUCACAAUUGAUAAAAACACAAUUGCAACUUAAUGAAAAACUUACAUUGCUCACAACAUUAUAAUUUUUAAAACAUACAAAUAUCCUGUAUUAAUAAAAUUACAGUGAUAUAAAAUUAAAA